CAACAAACCAUGGGCACUUCGUUCAGGGGAUGGAUGCCACCCAGCUUGAAUGGGCCAUCCCUAUCUUUGCAUUUGGGGAUGAGGGCACAGCACUUCGGAAAACAAAUGCAAUGGUGCUUGGCUGGGAACCUAUCCUCGGCCAAGGAACUCAGCUGAAUGUGGACGAUGGCGUGCAUGAAGGAGAAGAUUGGCUACAAUUGCUGAACUUCGUGGGCUCUACUUGGCGGACACGUUUGCUCUACGCCUGCAUGCACAGCAAGGUGUACCGCAAAAAGCCAGAUAGGUUGGAAGCCCUGAUGACAGAAUGGGCGGCUGACUUGCACCGCCUUCAGCGUGAAGGGUUGCGUGUGCAAUACGGGGCAGGCGAGGUUACUGUUCGGUUGAUCUGCUUAGGCUUCAAGGGCGACUUGCCUGCCCUGAGGAAGUGUGGGAACCUUACAAGACACUUCCUGCGCGAGACUGUUCCUCAUGGCCCUGGCAUGUGCCACCUAUGCAUGGCAAACACGUCUUGUUGCCCAGCUUGGCACACGUGGGACUGGACCGAGACGCUUGGUGACGAUGUGUUCUUGCCGCCGUUCGCUGCUGGCCAAGAAUCAGCCAUGACUCGGGACAUCCAUGGUGGCCUUGCCAAAGCCCGUUUCUGGCUUCCAGACCCUUUCCACACUUUCCACAAGGGCGUCCACGCGGAGCUUGCUGGGAGCGCUAUAGUUGUGCUGCUUGACUUCAACUACUAUGAAGGAGGCAAAUUCGAGGACAGGCUGCUGCGGGUGCACCACGACUUGGCAGACUUCGCCAAGAACUCCAAGCCGAAGAAUUGGUUCAAAGGUGCUGACACCACAAUAGUUCUGAAGUGGCUGCACUUGAAGUUCUUGGAGGUUUGCAUGGACCACCCAAGCAGCGACUACUUGCAGGAGAUUUGCAAAUGCUUGGAGCGGUCCAAUGCCUUUUUCAGCCUGCUUUACAGAUCGAAGUUGUGGCUGUCAAAGAGGGAGGGCCGAGCUGCAAAGAAUGCUGGUCUUGAGAUGUUGGCGGCCUACAAGCGUUGUGCGGCUUUCGCUCAUGAUCUUGGUGUGCCUAGGUUCAAGUUGCAGCCGAAGCUGCACUUUGCCAUGCACAUUGUCUUGAGUUUGAAGGAGAUGCCAUGUCUCAACGUUCUUGCACACGCAUGUCAGCAGAACGAGGACUUCAUCAACAAGAUCUCUUGGUUGUGCAGAAGAGUGUCACAACAGAAUCUUCACAAGAACGUUCUGUUGCAAUACUUGGUGUCGGUUGCGCAGCACUGGUAA
Durusdinium trenchii is the source of this 1286-nucleotide messenger RNA. The record is from the annotation of a GenBank genome assembly. NCBI's taxonomy places the organism in Eukaryota, Dinophyceae, Suessiales, Symbiodiniaceae.